AUGUGUCUUUCACCUGAGGAGUUCUUGAGCUUUGACCAGAGUCUACUGCUGAUUUCCUGGCCUUCCUGUUGUGCUUACCGACUAUCACAACGCAAGAAGGAUGGCCGCAAGAAAGUAAAAGCGUCCGGGGAGAAAUGGGCAGCACGACUGCUCCAAGCCUGUGCGCUUCUGAGUUCAGGGAGUAUGCUGGCAAGACAUUUCUUGGAGCUUCCCUUGAAUGCUACUGCGGUGCUCCCCUGGGCCUCGCUCAUGUCCUUGGCAUACAUGACGGUCCCAGUUCCCGAGAUGCCUUUGGACGAUUUCGUCCCAUGGUGGUCACUGUUUGUGAUUCUAGUGGCAAAAGUUGUUGGUACCGAAGAGAUGCGUACAGCACUUGGUCUUCAAGCAGGGCGCCUUGAUGGGGGCCCUUUGGCAUGGUCGAUCUUGUGUGCGAUCAUCUCCACCUUUGCGUUGGUUGGAUGGUCUUGCUAUGUACGAGGUGACCACGGACCAAUACAAAACGCAUUGGCACCAUUGAUGUCUCCGGUUACCGUGUUCCCCUUUGCAGUGCUCAACGCGCUGCGAGAGGAGCUGCAGUUCCGCAUGGUCUUCUUGGGCGCCUUGAUUGCUGGUGAAGCCUCCAAGUGCAUUCCCUUGAUGGCCUAUCAAAUGGCAGUGCACUCGGGCUAUUUCGCCUUGUUGCAUUUCUUAGGCGGCUUCCCCACUGGCAAAAGCGGUUUCGCUUUGGUCUUCACUUGGUCCCUCUUUUUGGAUCUCCUGCGAGUCUGGAGUGGUGGGAUGGCCUUCGUCUUCUUGUUGCACGUGCAGGCGGAUGUGGCGAUCUUCGUGCUGGUUUGGUUGGAAGAUCAACGGCGCAAGGCGCGUGCGGAGUUGUGA
Durusdinium trenchii is the source of this 876-nucleotide messenger RNA. The record is from the annotation of a GenBank genome assembly. NCBI's taxonomy places the organism in Eukaryota, Dinophyceae, Suessiales, Symbiodiniaceae.